UUUAGGAAAAAGUUAAACUGGUUCUACCAUCUGUUAGAAACACGUCAGCUUCAUUCAAAAGAUUUUCAUUUUUAAAUUAAAUCCAUUUUUUGGACAAAGAUAACGAAAUUAGCGAAUUUGGCAAGAGAUUUUAUUUCCAUCUUCGUGUCUGCGUCAGCACGUCAAGCCACUAACGGUUGUCACGUUGGACGUCAGCAGGGUGAGUGUUUUGAAAGGAGAUGCUGGUUAGCUGCUGAGCUAUUGGGAUUACACUACAGCGGAAAACGUAGCUAACUGGCCAGAUUAUGAACGGUGAAAGAUCCAGACCGGACUCCCCUCUGUACGGGUGAUGGCAGCGAGUCUGCAGUCAUAUGACAGUAACUCCAGUGACACCGAAAACUGGGAACGAAAAGCAACAAGCCGACCCCGCAAACUCUGCAAGCAUUCGAGCAGCAGCCAGGCCCGAGCAUCUCGAGUGGAGGCCGAACAGAGGAAGAUGAGCCUGCAUGGUGCCAGUGGAGGCUGUGAACGCUCACGUGACCGCCGCCGCUCCAGCGAUCGCUCCAGGGACUCCUCACACGAGAGAGAAGGCCAGCUCACCCCCUGCAUUCGCAACGUCACCUCACCCACCCGCCAGCACAACAGUGACCGUGAACGAGAUGGUGGCUCAUCAUCGAGGCCUAAUAGUCCUCGGCCUCAGAGAGUUUCUCCGAGUGGCUCCAGCAGCAGCGGGGUGGUGAGCAGCCGCAACAGCAGCCUGUCCAGCACUGAAGGCACAUUCAAGAGCUUGGGAGUUGGAGAAAUGGUUUUUGUCUAUGAGAAUCCCAAGGAGGGGGGAGCGAGUGCCACCAUCGGAAACCGAAACAUUCGGACCUCAGAAAGAGUCACUUUGAUUGUUGACAACACACGCUUCGUAGUUGAUCCUUCCAUCUUCACUGCACAACCCAACACAAUGUUGGGCAGAAUGUUCGGAUCUGGAAGAGAACAUAAUUUCACACGACCCAACGAGAAGGGGGAGUACGAGGUGGCUGAGGGCAUUAGCUCAACAGUUUUUCGCGCAAUUCUGGAUUACUACAAAUCUGGGAUAAUCCGCUGUCCUGAUGGAAUCUCCAUCCCUGAGUUGCGGGAGGCGUGUGACUAUCUAUGCAUUUCCUUCGACUACAGCACCAUCAAAUGCAGAGACCUCAGUGCCCUGAUGCACGAGCUGUCCAAUGACGGAGCUCGGCGACAAUUUGAGUUUUACCUGGAGGAAAUGGUUCUGCCUUUGAUGGUGGCCAGCGCCCAGAGCGGGGAGAGGGAAUGUCACAUUGUAGUCCUCACUGAUGAUGAUGUGGUUGACUGGGAUGAAGAAUAUCCACCACAAAUGGGAGAAGAGUAUUCGCAGAUCAUCUACAGCACAAAACUGUACAGAUUUUUCAAGUAUAUUGAGAACCGAGAUGUUGCCAAAUCAGUCUUAAAGGAGAGAGGAUUAAAGAAAAUAAGACUGGGCAUUGAAGGCUAUCCCACAUAUAAAGAGAAAGUCAAAAAACGGCCAGGAGGUCGUCCAGAGGUCAUUUACAACUACGUCCAGAGGCCCUUCAUCCGCAUGUCCUGGGAAAAGGAAGAGGGUAAAAGUCGCCAUGUGGACUUCCAGUGUGUUAAGUCAAAGUCCAUUACCAACCUGGCGGCGGCAGCGGCUGACAUCCCCCAGGACCAGCUGGUGGUAAUGCACCCUGGCCCCCAAGUGGAUGAACUGGACAUCCUGCCUAAUCACCCACCCAGUGGGAAUCACUACAGCAACAACUACUCCAAUGAGCCUGACCCUGAUGCACCUUCACCUGCUGUCUGAGGACCACACAAGUCCCCUUUACAAUGCCUCUGCCUCUCUCCGCCUCCCCUAGUCCUCCUCCCAGCAUGCUGCAGCAUGGAGCGCCAGGGGCACCAUAACCAUAUUGCCUUGACACCUCCUUUGCAGCCUUAGAGCCUCAAGAAUCUGGUUGACUGUAGAGAAUGAAAAUGAAGGACAUAAGACUGGGGGAAAAAAGUGUUCACUAUUAUUUUGAUUUUGUUUUUUACUUGACCAAAGGAAUUUAUUUUUCUGUUUGGGGGGGAUCAGUAAAACACUUAUUAUUAUUAUUAUUAUUAUUAUUGUUAUCAUUAUUAACAUUAUUAUUUGCAAUGUUAUUGUACCUUAAUUUGAUGGGUUUGGCUGAGCACUUGUGGUGUCACUGUUUUCUCACAGGUUUUAUUUCACCGAUUAGUUUGAUUUUUGAUUCUCUCGGGUGGCCUAACUACUAAAUGUGCUUUUGGGGGAAGGAGACAAGAAAAUGGAGAAAAUCUGACUUUAUGAUCAUGGAGUAAAUCAGUCAUCACCGCCUAGUGUCAGAACUUCUCUCAGAUGUCUUUGAAUCUUGUAAUUGGAUAUGUAGUCAUUGGCUGGAUCGAAUAUGUGAUGUUAUGCUCCUCCCGCAAGAUAUUAAGCAGAGCACAGGCUGUUGUGAUCAGAAUCUUUUUGUGCAAAGCUUGAAAUUGUUGUUUAAAAAUAAAACCUCAAAUCAUCAAAUAAAGACAUCAAAAGAA
This is a messenger RNA of Acanthopagrus latus (yellowfin seabream), 2538 nucleotides long. It is a transcript of the gene btbd10b, whose product is annotated as BTB (POZ) domain containing 10b. Lineage: Eukaryota; Metazoa; Chordata; Actinopteri; Spariformes; Sparidae. The record is from RefSeq and is a predicted model, not a curated record. Gene Ontology annotation, molecular function: protein binding. Gene Ontology annotation, cellular component: cytoplasm. The transcript has 9 exons. Gene Ontology annotation, biological process: positive regulation of phosphorylation. Bases 329 to 1807 code for a protein of 492 amino acids.